Molecule: messenger RNA, 568 nt
Organism: Caenorhabditis auriculariae
Lineage: Eukaryota; Metazoa; Nematoda; Chromadorea; Rhabditida; Rhabditidae
Source: the annotation of a GenBank genome assembly
AUGGAAAAACUGCCAAAGAACGAAUCUAAUCGGUUAUAAUUUUUUUAAAUUUAAUUUUAAUUUUUUUGUUUCUUUUUAGUGAUCCUUUCACUCAUAUGGAAGAAGAAAGAAGAUCGAAAGACAGGGAACUCGCAGAUAAAAGAGAAAAUCUUGAGAGAGUCGGUUGAUUUGGAGGUUCUAAUCCCAUUUUUCGGUUUUCAGACUUUUAACGAGAAGACCCUGGGGCGGAGGCAGAGAAACAAGGAGAGAUCUUCGAAGGUAAAUUUUUUUUUUCCAUGGACCUCUCAUUCAAAUUUUUUUUCAGUUAGAUGAUUUGGAGAAAGAGAAUCGCGAAAAACUGGAAGAACGUCGAGCAGAACUCUUCCGUCUCCGCCAUGAAGUAUUCAUCGUUUUUUUUUUGUUUCUAAAAAGGACGUGAAUUUUAAAGGUGGAGGAAAUGCGCCGUGGGAACUUGACCAGCUCGCAGACGUCGCUGGCCACCAGCUACAACGAGAACACUAUGCGCGGCAGUCCUCCCGACAAGUCCAAGAAGAGAAUGGGUACGCUUGGCCUCUUCAACAGGAAUUAA